UUGCAAGUUCAAAUCCCACCUCCUCCGUCAUGUCAGGACCUACGCCUCCUCGAGCAGAGGAUGGUGUAUUCACAAUGACUGCGUCUGCCACUAUUGACACACCUGUAGAGAAAGUGUGGAACGUGCUGCUUGAUUUUCCAUCUUACCCCGAAUGGAUUCCAUUCGUACGAAGCCAGGUGAUAGUGGACGCUGCGAACAAACCGCUCAAUGAUCAGACCCCCAGAGUAGGGUCAAAUCUCAUCUUGACUGUUAACAUACCCCCUGGAAGGGAGUCUCAUCCGCCGAAAUCUCGCGAGAUUGUGACAUUGGUUGAUCACGAAAACCAUCGCGUAGUCUGGCAUUACGCCUCUUUCACCAUAUAUGUUCGGACUGACAACUCAAAGAACCACAAUCACAUCAGAUGAACGAAAGUCAUAUUAUAGGGAUAUAUAAUAGGUAUAUAAGUACAGCCCGAAAACAAACACAGAAACCAAUCGUCCAAUCAAGUCCAUGUCCGAUUAUGCCUCGACUUCCGACCACCCAUCCGAGUCCUUAUCAUUACCCUCCUCCUCCUUACCCUCCUUACCCUCCACGUCCACAACGCCCUGUGAGACCUCUUCAACCUGAACGAUAUCAAUAUCAUCAUCAUCUGUAUCCUUCUUUGCAGUAGAUUUACGGGGUUCUGGGUCAGCUAUGGGAGAGGAUUGAAGGAGAUACGCAGUCUCGUUGUCAGAACUGUUGGGAGAGUCGGACUCGGAAAGGGAAGACGGUGAUGAAGGUGAAGAAGGCGUCGACGAAGUAAUCGGUUCUGAUGGGGUAUCGGCAUUCGUACUUUGAGGGGGUAAAGAUGUAUCGUCUUUAGUAUCAGAGACAAGGAUAACAAGGUCACUAGAAGACGAUGUCACUCCU
Messenger RNA from Somion occarium, 888 nucleotides. NCBI's taxonomy places the organism in Eukaryota, Fungi, Basidiomycota, Agaricomycetes, Polyporales, Cerrenaceae. The record is from the annotation of a GenBank genome assembly.